Molecule: messenger RNA, 7885 nt
Organism: Cuculus canorus (common cuckoo)
Lineage: Eukaryota; Metazoa; Chordata; Aves; Cuculiformes; Cuculidae
Gene: CDH13
Product: cadherin 13
Exons: 14
Coding region: 121-2259 (712 amino acids)
Biological process (GO): adherens junction organization; calcium-dependent cell-cell adhesion; cell-cell junction assembly
Cellular component (GO): plasma membrane; adherens junction; catenin complex
Molecular function (GO): cadherin binding; calcium ion binding
Source: RefSeq, a predicted model, not a curated record
GGGAAGUUGGCUGGCUCUCAAGGCAGAGUCUCUUCUCAAAGGCUGUUUCACAGUGAAAAUAUGCUCAGUGCAGUCGAGUGCAUGAAUGAAAAAGCCUCUGGUACCUUCUAGUCUGGCAAAAUGCAGCACAAAACUCAACUUACUCUGUCCUUUCUGCUGUCCCAGGUUCUGCUGCUUGCACAUGCAGAAGAUUUAGAAUGUGUCCCUGGAUUCCAGCAGAAGGUUUUGUAUAUUGAACAGCCAUUUGAAUUCACAGAGGACCAGCCAGUCCUGAACUUGGAAUUUGAUGACUGCAAAGGGAAUAACAAAUUGAACUUCGAAGUUUCUAACCCAGACUUUAAAGUGGAACGUGAUGGGUCUUUAGUUGCACUAAAGAAUAUAUCAGAAGCUGUCAGAGCCUUGUUUGUCCACGCGCGGUCUGAGCAUGCUGAGGAUAUGGCAGAAAUUUUGAUUGGUGGAGCACAUGAAAAACAUGGUGCAUUAAAGGAAAUCUUUAAGAUAGAAGGCAACCUUGGAAUUCCAAGACAAAAAAGGGCUAUUUUGGCAACUCCGAUAUUAAUUCCUGAAAACCAAAGACCGCCAUUCCCCAGAUCCGUUGGCAAGGUCAUCAGCAGCGAAGGGACAGAGGGAGCAAAGUUUCGACUCUCUGGUAAAGGAGUAGAUCAAGACCCGAAAGGAAUCUUUAGAAUCAAUGAGAUCACUGGGGAUGUCUCUGUGACCCGAGCCCUUGACAGAGAAGCAAUUGCCAGUUAUGAGCUUGAAGUUGAGGUGACAGAUAUAAAUGGGAAAACCAUUGAUGGUCCCGUCCGCCUGGAUAUUUCCGUUAUUGAUCAAAACGAUAACAGGCCCAUGUUCAAAGAAGGACCGUAUGUGGGUCAUGUCAUGGAGGGAUCCCCUACAGGAACGACUGUGAUGCGUAUGACAGCAUUUGAUGCAGAUGAUUCUAGCACAGACAAUGCUCUCCUGCGCUAUAACAUCCUCAAGCAGACACCUACCAAACCAUCUCCAAAUAUGUUCUAUAUUGACCCAGAAAAGGGAGAUAUUGUUACAGUGGUGUCACCUGUACUGCUAGAUCGUGAGACUAUGGAAACGCCCAAAUAUGAGCUAGUUAUAGAAGCUAAGGAUAUGGGUGGUCUUGACGUGGGACUAACUGGCACAGCAACUGCCACAAUUCUGAUUGAUGAUAAAAAUGACCAUCCACCAGAAUUUACCAAGAAGGAGUUUCAAGCCACGGUAAAGGAGGGAGUCACAGGUGUAAUAGUAAACUUAACUGUCGGUGACAAAGAUGACCCAGCAACUGGUGCAUGGAGAGCUGUCUACACCAUUAUUAAUGGAAAUCCAGGACAGAGUUUUGAAAUCCACACCAAUCCCCAGACAAAUGAGGGAAUGCUCUCUGUUGUUAAACCUUUAGAUUAUGAAAUUUCAGCGUUUCACACGUUGCUGAUCAAAGUAGAAAAUGAAGACCCACUGAUUCCAGACAUAGCCUAUGGCCCCAGUUCCACGGCAACAGUUCAGAUCACUGUCGAGGAUGUGAAUGAAGGCCCAGUUUUCCACCCAAACCCAAUGGCAGUGACAAAACAAGAAAACAUCCCUAUUGGCAGUGUCGUAUUGACGGUAAACGCCACCGAUCCAGACACUUUGCAACAUCAGACUAUUAGGUAUUCGGUUUACAAGGAUCCAGCAGGCUGGCUAGAAAUUAACCCUACCAAUGGUACCAUUGGCACCACUGCUGUCUUGGACCGAGAAUCUCCUUACGUACAGGAUGACAAAUACACUGCUCUUUUUCUGGCAAUAGACAGUGGUAACCCUCCCGCUACAGGUACAGGAACUUUACACAUUACCUUGGAGGAUGUCAAUGACAACGUCCCAUCCCUUUAUCCAACACUGGCAAAAGUAUGUGAUGAUGCAAAAGACCUUAGAGUAGUGGUAUUAGGAGCAUCAGACAAAGACCUUCAUCCUAACACAGAUCCAUUCAAAUUUGAACUGAGUAAGCAAUCUGGCCCAGAAAAACUGUGGAGAAUCACAAAGAUUAACAAUACUCAUGCCCAGGUCAUCCUGCUUCAAAACCUGAAAAAGGCCAAUUAUAACAUCCCAAUCUCAGUGACAGAUUCUGGAAAACCACCUCUGACUAACAACACAGAACUGAAAUUACAAGUGUGCUCCUGCAAGAAAUCCAAAAUGGACUGCAGUGCAACUGAUGCCCUUCACAUCAGCAUGACCCUUAUCCUUCUUUCACUCAUCAGUUUAUUUUGUCUGUAAGAACUCCUGACAUUUGAAGCUGUCCUACUGAGUUGCCAUGGCAACGAGAAAAAAGAAAACGUCAGAUCUGAAGAUUGCAGUUUACAGUUACUGUUCUUCACUACUAGGCCUCAGUUGCUCCAGAUUCAGUUUAAUUUGCAAUCUCAUUUAAUCCGUCAGACUCUACAUUGGUGUUUGACAGCCUCUACCCCAGCUUCUGUUUAUUAAUGGAUUCCUCUUGUGAGACGCAAGGUUUAUGCGAAUUUUCUCAGAAUGUUAAAAGACCACGACAUGUAAACUGGACCUUGGGGGAGCAGAAAACAGAUUGACUCCAUUUUUUUCUAUCUGUUGACUUGUUGCUAUUCAACUGUUCAGAAAAUAUUUUGUCUGUGGGUUAGUAUUUGUAUAUGUAUGAGUGUAUGUAUAUAUAUAUAGAUUUAUAUAGAGAGAAGAGUUAUACGACAGGUUUAGCUUUUAUAAAAUAUUCAUCUGGAACGUGCAAGGAACAAAGAAUAAUACAGCCACAGAUGAAUCGUAACUAUUCUACCACAGCUAAACCUACUGUAUUUACUGUUUAUCGUGUGGCCAGAAGGAGAGAGCCUAUUGCAAUCAUAUCGCUACAACAGCCACUUUGUUGACACCAAAUAAAGCAGACCCAGGGCUCUGCAGUUUCACUUCUUGUACCUCAGGUUCAGCAAACAAGAACCACAAGUCCCCCUGGCUUGUUUCUGACCCAUCCAAAUGGAAUUUACGAUCCAGCAGGAGCGCAGUGUUUCGCUCCCUAUUUCAGUGGGAGCAGCGCUGGGAGGUUUGGCGAAGCUCUGAUUUGUGAGCGAGUGGGAAGCAACCAGCCGUGACCAGCAUUGCACGGGCCACGAUUUACACCGUUGGGAGCGCUGGGCUCGAUUCUAAAGGGGCUAAAGUCAGCUUUCUUUAUAUUUGUGCUGAUAAUUAUUUGCUGGGACAGUUUACAAAAAUUAAGUCUUUCAUCAGCUCUGCGGACACAGUUAAGUUGGUAGAUGUCUGCGUAUAGGAAGCUGAUUAGAAGAGGAAAAGCAACGUAUUUCUCAGAAGCACUGGUCUCUCUCUCAGCCUCUAUGCAUCUGCCAUUACAUAAGUGCAAGGAGGAAAACAGAUGCCCUGUUAUAUAAAUAUAUUCACACAAAUAUAUAUAGUGUUGAAUAUAUAUAUACAUACAUACACACGUACACAGUUUCCAGUUAAGAGUAACAAGAGCGUUUCUUUGUGUGUGUAAAAUUACCACACUUGUUUGCAGACUUGGGAAAAAAAAGGGUGUUCAUUAUAUAUGAAUAAGAAUCCUUUUUUAUUCUGUGAGCAUGUAAGGUUAAAAAAGCCCUUCUAACUGUAUCAAGAUGAUCAUCUUGUUUAUAAAUUGUAAAUGAUCCAUCAAAGCUCACACCAAAUUUUUAUAAAAUUAACACAAAAAGUAUACUAGUGACAGACUGUGGCUUUUAUUAGAGCUUGCCAGUAACUAGGGUAAGUGUCUUAGAAUAUUUUAAUAAACUUGCUUAUUUAAAGUUUAAACAAGCUUCCUUAUGCAAUAGAACUUUGCAGCUGCAUUCUUUAGUUAGCAUUUUUACAGUACUUAUGAGUCAUGCUGUAUGUUGUCUUUACUACAGUGAGAUUAUGAGCAUAUCUUCCACACCACAUAUAUUUUUCAAUAGUAAAGCUUUUUGGAAGCAUUAAAAAGUCCAAACAUACAUUUAGUUUUUCAUAUUGCUACACUAGAUAUUAAAUGUGUGUUGGUGGUUAAAAAUUGCUGUACAAUAGCUUUUCUCUGACUUCCUGUAUUGUACCAAAUAUGAAACAGGCUUUUGUUUUUUGGGUUUUUUUUUUUAAUCAAAAGAAGUAAUAACAACAGCAACAGAGGAAAAAUUAGUUUGUGUUGUGAACUUUCCUAAGGUUGUAGAUUUCUUGAUAAGAUACAAGCUGCCUUCUGACAGAAACCUAUUUUUCUCUUCCAGCUUAACUCCUGCAGUCCUAAGUAAAAUCUCCCACUAACCUUGUUUCUCUUGCAGCACAUUCUAGGUGUUUCAAUUACCAAAGUGGUACUUUGAGGUUAGCAGGAGAUUCUCUCAAGCAAGGGCUUCAGGAGUGGGCUGUUUGGCAGCUGCAGGCAUUUCAGCAGGAAAGUGCCUGACCUCAAACAUUAACAUGGACAUGCUUCUGAUUCUCUUUUUCUCUGCCCAUGCCUUGUAAUAAUCAUAUGAUGCUGCUUUAUCUUCAGCAAUCAUGUGUUAAAAAAAAAUACAGUUUUCAGGCAAAUUUUUUCAAAAGGACAAAAUUGACAAAUGCGUAACACCACUGGAUUUUCAACAUGUCUAUUUAAUGAAUGCAUCCAAAUGCACUUAAACAUUAACUGCACCCUACGCUUCAAUCUACAAACCCUCUAUCUUGAAUAAAAGAAAUAAUAAUGGAAUGUUCUCCCUCACAAAUACUCUUCCUCUCUCUAUCUAACAAAACCCACCUCUGGAAAGAGACUUAUUGACAUUCGUCUCAUUUUAAUCAAGUACCAGAAAAGCUACACUUUUCCUGUUUAAUGAGGGCUUGCAUAGCAUUUGGUGGAUCAUUCCAAGGGCAUCCAAAAGGAGGAACAAAGGAAAAUCUUUUCUGCUUGGAACUAAGCUAACAAUAGGAAGACUCUUUUUACCACUUUGUACCAGAGUUCAAGAGAUCUUUCUUCUUGGAUACCACUGCAACCUUUUGACAUGUCAGUAUCAGGGCUGAAUCUCUGAAUCAAGAUGCAUCAAAGCCUUCAUUCACCACUAUCGCUUUAUUUCUGCACCUAGAUUAAAGUCUCUCGGUCUUUAUGAGUGUCUCUAGGCUUCAGACAGAGCUAAUCACUGGACUACCUAAGCAUGCAAAGAGAAGAUGAAUCUGCCAUGUUAAUGUUUCUCCCUCUCUGUAUCUGAGAACAAACUCCAUUUAACAAGAGAUUAUGGCACUUUCGGUAGCCUUAUACACAUGAGGAACCAUAUUAGAAUCUUUUUCCUACCUGAAUAGAUUGUCGGUGCUGGCUCAAAAAUUAUGCUUAUGUCCUGAAAUAAAGGAGCAACAAUAAUAUAUUAGAUUUUUUACAAUGUCAUGAAAAAGUAGAAGAGCUGCAAAAUUGGAUGUCAUUUUUUAAACAGUUAAUUAUGUUUAAUGUUUUUUUCAGCCAAGCUUACUGUUUUUAUAACAUAGCACUUAUUUCUACCUAGCUAUUUGGGUCACUAUAACAUUUAUUUCAGUCCAAGUUUGUAGACAUACAAUGCUGCCUAGAGUUGGAAAGGCGGCGAAUUGUUGAUUUUCAUUUUGUAACGUGCACGAAACUUCUUGUGCAAAAAUCAUUUCACUUGAAAAGAGUAUCUGCUGUUAAAACACAAAUUGGUUAUAACAAUCAGUGAGAGGAGUUUAUUAGCAAGACAAAGGUCUCAUUUGUUGUGCACUUGCUAAUUGAACCCUCAUCUGUACACCUCACGUAUGUGCUUUCGCAAUAUGCCUAUGUGCAUUUCUUAAUGUACAUUUUGUUCAGUAGCUGUAGGUCUGAAGAUUAAAACAAAGGGAAAUGAGCUGAAUUUCCUACUGGGAAUUGAGGAAAUUUAGGUAAGAGAGGAACACUGGCUAAUACACAUUCCAGUCCUUGUUCUCAUCUCACUUACAGUCUUGUAAAUCAAAGAGCAACUCCAUUAAUAGAAUAGUUUGAGAUUCAGUUAAUCCUGUUUAGAUGAAGUUUUUCAUCUAAACCUCCCCAUAUAUUGCUUUUACUCCUCUGCUGUGAACAGUAAAGCAGCGGUACUUGUCACAGGAUCAUUGAGUAUUUAUAUUACUGAAAAUCUGUCUUUUGUGACAUAUAGAGAAACGUAUAGCUUAGGUGCUUCCCACAGAAGAGACACUUUCUUUAACAACCAUUAUAACGUGUCUUUAAGGCACUCAGUAUAAUUUGCUUCAACCUUUAUUUGAAAGGGUUGUGGCCUGUAGUCAAAUAACUUGUCCUGGUCUCUUACUUGGUCGAUUAAGUUAGAGACUGCUAUAAUACAAAGUUUAUUUAUUAAAUUAUGCACUUACAAUCAGUUUGGAGGGUCCUAGCUUAAAAGUUUUAUUACUAUCAAAAUACAGAAACAUGUUCUAUUAACAACUUUUACAUCAUCCAUCUUUCCUUUGCAAAGACCUCCCUGUCUGAAAUGCUGAGAAAGCCACCGAUUUUCUUCUCAAUUGCUACUAAUAUACUCAGCCGCUUGAAAUAGCAGAAUUUUGUACACAAACAAUUUUACGUCACUGUUAAAGGCUAAUUUCCCUUCUGAAUGGGUUUAGUAAUGCUUUAUUUAUUUAAGCAAAGAAAAAUCAAAUAAAUUAUGUUAAAGUCACAUCACCUUGAGAACGCUAAGUCUAAGGUAAAACUCUGAUCCUGUCUUCCCUUUGUUACAUCUCUAGACACUCAGUUGUCUGAGAGUUAUACUGUUCAAUGCUAACAAAAAUAACUAAAACAGCAAUUAUUUUCUUUCGAUGAACUCAUGAUCUAUAAUCCUUAGAAUUAGCAUGCAAGAUACAUUAGAAAUUAUCGUUAUAACUGCUCCAUUUAAAGCAGAUAUAGCUGACUAUUUCACUAUGUAAAGCACAUAACCCAUUGACUAAACUGUCAACUCACAUCAAGAGACGCUGGUUGAUUUGUAUUUGCCCAAAUGAAAUGGAUACACUCAUAUGCUCUCAGUGGAAAGUUACUAGUUGCACAAUUGCUCUGUGUGUGUAUAUAUGUAGAUAUAUAGAGAUAUACACAUACAUAUAAUAAAAGAUAUAUAAAAUAUAUGCAGAUAGAGGGAGAUUAAUACAACACGGGGACUUGGAAUAAGUGGUUUAAUUCAAUGAAUUAUAGAUGAAUACAUGAGUUAAGGGACAGCAUGGGUUAUGUGUGUUAUACCAGCGUGAUUUAAAGAAAAAAAGCCAAACCACACAUACUAAACAGCAGGUUUAUCCCAACUCUCAUACUGUAUUUAUGUUACCUUUAACUGUCCCCUCUUAACACAAUUAUAUCACCCGAAGACAAGCAGACUUAUUUACUGACUCAUUUUCACUUGUCUGUGUAUCAGCAGGUCACCAGAAAGGUAAGGGUUCAUAGCCAGAAUUCUGCACUACUGUGCUUUCAGUGGGACAGCUAUUUGGGAAAGUUUCAUCCAUCUUUUGACUAUUACAAUCCUCCUCUGCAUCAGCAAAUGGCUGUAUUUGAUGAUUUGGGAUUAAAGUGAACAUAGUCUAAAGACAGACUGUAUGUAUGUGCAUACACAGCCCGUCAGACACUUUAGAAUAAGAGCAUGUCUGGUGGGCUGUGACAGUGAAUUCAGUACAAACAAGUUGUGUUGUUACCACCAUUUCAGAUGGAACCCUCCUGUAAAAACCACAUUUGCCCUAUAACAAACUCUGUCUCUUUAAGUUACGACUAAUUUUUUUUUAUUAUUAUUCUCUUUCUUUUAUUAUAAUUCAGGCAAGGAGGAAAAUAUUUUUUUAUUUUAAAAGUACAUAAUUCAGCUACUUUUCCAGGUAUUUUUUUUUCUUUGGGCCCUAGUUGCUGAAUCGCUUGCUGUUUCUGAGGUGUAAAUAAACAUUUUGAUUUAUGACGUGGUUGCAAAGAAACUUGUAAUUUAUUUGUGAA